ACACCGGAACCCCCCCAGGUGACACCGGAACCCCCAUGUGACACUGGGGGACACCUGGGUGACACCGAGACCCCCCAGGUGACACCGAGGCCCCUCCCAGGGGCGGGGCCAGCCCCGCUCGGCGCCACCCGAGGGUGACAGAGCCACGCGCGGAGCCGCCACCGGUGGCACGGCGACACCGAGGGGACACCGGCGACACUCCGCCACCCCCAGGGGCCACCAGGGGCCACCAUGGGCCAGCAGAUGGCGACCCCCGCCCCGCUGAGCCCCGGCCCGCCGCGAGCAGAGGAGCGCUCCGCCCAGGCCACCGUUGUCGCGUGGCGCCAGUACCGCCAGGCGUGCGAGCUGCACCUGCGCCUGGCCCCGCCCCCGCCAGGCCCCGUGUGCAACCGCAGCUUCGACCUGUACGCGUGCUGGGGGGACGCUGUCCCCAACAGCACGGCCACUGUCCCCUGCCCCUGGUACCUGCCCUGGUACCCCCGAGGUAGCCCAGGUGAGCGCGCGGGAGCGGCCAGCCGGGGACAGGCAGGUGACAGGCGUGUCGCAGUGCAGGGCGGGGUGGUGGCGCGGCGCUGCGGCCCCGACGGGCGCUGGGUGACCGACGACAGCGGCAGGACCUGGCAGGACAACUCCCAGUGCGAGGACCUGGCGCAGGUGCAGCCGCUGGAGCGCCAGGUGUGGCUGCUGGAGCAGUUCCGCCUCCUCUACACCGUGGGCUACUCGCUGUCCCUGGUGGCGCUGCUGGUGGCGCUGCUGCUGCUGCUGCUGCUCAGGCGCCUGCGCUGCACGCGGAACCUGAUCCACGCCAACCUCUUCGUGUCCUUCGCGCUCCGCGCCGCCGCCAUCCUGACGCGGGACGCGCUGCUGCCACACCCGGGCCACCAGGGCCACCAGGGCCACCAGCCGGGCCACCACCCGGGCCACCCCCUGCAGCUGCUGGGCGCGCAGGCGGGCCCCGCGUGCCGCGUGGCGCAGAGCCUGGCCCAGUACUGCGUGGGCGCCAACUACGCCUGGGCCACGGCCGAGGGGCUGCACCUGCUGCACCUGCUGCUCGGCACACCUGGCCGGAGCCACCUGCCCGCCCUCCUGCUGCUCGGCUGGGGUGUCCCCGUGCUCUUCGUGGUGCCCUGGGUCAUCCUGCGCUACCUGUACGAGAACGAGGGGUGCUGGGAGCGCAACGAGAAGGUGGCGGUGUGGGGGCUGAUCCGCUGUCCAAUCCUGGCGGCCGUGGCGGUGAACUUCGUGGUGUUCGUGAGGAUCGUGCGGAUCCUGGUGGCCAAGGUGCGCGCGCAGCAGGUGGCGCGCGGGGACACGCGGCUCAGGUUGGCGCGCUCCACGCUGACGCUGAUCCCCCUCCUGGGCGUGCACGAGGUGAUUUUCGCUCUGGCCGGGGAGGGCGAGGGCGGCGGCGGCCUGAGGCUGGCCCGGCUGUGCCUGCACCUGCUGCUCACCUCCGCACAGGGCCUGGUGGUCAGCGUCCUCUACUGCUUCACCAACAAGGAGGUGCAGGCCGAGGUGCGGCGGGGGUGGCAGCGGUGCCGGACGGGGGUCCCCGGCCCCCCCAGGGCCCCCCCGAGGGGACAGUCCCGGAGGGGGCGGGGCCCGGUGGCCGAGAGCGGCUGCUGAGGGAGGGGGGAACCUGGGGGGACACCUGGGGACACCUGGGGGGACACCUGGGGGCACUUGGGGGGA
Messenger RNA from Haemorhous mexicanus (house finch), 1692 nucleotides. It is a transcript of the gene GIPR, whose product is annotated as gastric inhibitory polypeptide receptor. The record is from RefSeq and is a predicted model, not a curated record. Gene Ontology annotation, molecular function: peptide hormone binding; G protein-coupled peptide receptor activity; gastric inhibitory peptide receptor activity. Gene Ontology annotation, biological process: adenylate cyclase-modulating G protein-coupled receptor signaling pathway; cell surface receptor signaling pathway. Gene Ontology annotation, cellular component: plasma membrane. NCBI's taxonomy places the organism in Eukaryota, Metazoa, Chordata, Aves, Passeriformes, Fringillidae.